Molecule: messenger RNA, 1933 nt
Organism: Chironomus riparius
Lineage: Eukaryota; Metazoa; Arthropoda; Insecta; Diptera; Chironomidae
Source: the annotation of a GenBank genome assembly
GUAAACAAAUAAUUUUUCUAUUUUCAACUCGAAAUAGUUUGCAGGCAAAUUAAUUUAAUUCCAGUGUCUAAGACUGCUCGAGUUGAUGACAGAUUGCGCCCACGCCUACACAACUAUCAAGUCAUUCACACUUAGUUAUUAUUAUUUGAAAAGUUCUAUUGGAAUGUUGAAAAUAAAGUAAAAGUUAAAAUAAUGGCUGUUGAUUUAAAGAAAAAUAAGGAUGAAAUCCUUGAUGCAUGGAAGAAAGUGACUGAACAUCAAGAUGGAUAUGACUGGGCACUUUUUGGAUACGAGAGUAAAUCAACAAUACUAAAAUUGGAUGCAAUUGGAUCAGGUGGAAUCGAAACAGUUGCUGAGGAGAUCAAUGAGGGCAAGAUACAGUAUGCAUUUGUCAGGAUUUUAGAUCCAAAUACACACCUUGUUAAGUUUUUAUUAAUUAACUUUCAAGGCGAAGCAGUGCUGGAUUUAGUACAUAAAGGGACCUGCUCAAACCAUAUUAGAGAUAUUAGUAAUUUACUAAAGAAUCAAUUAACGAUAACAGCAUCAACAAUUGAUGACUUAGAUGAAGACCUAAUUAUAUCAAAAUUAUCAAAAAUCACUUCAGCUUAUGACUUCCAAAAUCGUUCAGCACCAACCGACGAGAGAAUUGUGAUUGGAACAAAUUACAAAAAAGUCAUACCGACAAAAGAAAUUAAUUCCGUUAAGCGCGAUGAGUUUUGGAAGGAAGAAGAAAAGAUUGAAAAAGAACGUUUGGAGCUUGAAAGUCAGUCACGUCGUGUAGCAAAUUUAAAGCUUGAAGAAGAUCGUUUAAAACGUGAACAAAUGGAGCAUGCAAAACGCGAACAAAUGAAUAAAGCGUUAGAUGCAAAACAAAAGACAGUACCCAAACCUGAAAAAGUUGAAAUACAUCCAGUAAAACCAAUCAUCGAACGUGAUGAUAAUACGCGUCCAAAGGCUGAAGAAAUGCGAACUGAAAGACGUAAGGAAGCUCAAGAACUGAUUGGCAAUAAAGUUAAUACAGCUAAAAUGAUGUUUCAACAGCAGGCAGCUCAAACUACGUCAGUUAAAGCUACUGGUCCACCUAUAAAGCCUAUUCGUAAGACAAUUCCUAAGCAUGAGCCAGAAAUUAUUCCACAAAUCCCACAGAAAGAAGAAAUUCAAGAAUCUAGCCACGUUAUUGAAUCUUAUGAGCAGCAUGAAGAAGUAGAGCAUGAAGUAUCAACAAUAAAAAGAUCACCGAAAACACCAACAACACCAGAACAAAAUAUUGCAUUUAUUGAAAAUACCACAAAUGGUAAUAAGGCCGAAGAUGUGCAAAUUAUGCCACAAAUUGAGCCAGAGCCAGAACCACAACCUGUUGUCGUACAAGAAAGUAUUCAAGAAAUUUCCCAAGUUUAUGAGCUGGAACAGCCAGAGCAAGCCGCAGAGGACUUAAAUGAUCAGUCAAUGAUGAAGGCUGUGGCACUUUAUGAUUAUCAAGCUGUUGAUGAUACAGAAAUUUCAUUCGAUCCUGGCGAUUUAAUCACUCAUAUAGAUCAAAUUGAUGCAGGAUGGUGGCAAGGAUAUUCUAUGAGAUUCGGAACCUAUGGACUCUUUCCAGCUAAUUAUGUGCAACUCGUUGACGAUGACGCUCAAGGUCAAUAAGAAAAAUUAUCAACACAAGAAAUAUUAAAUAUUUUAAUUAUACAUUUCCUUUUUACAGUUAUGACUUAUGUUAAGAAUUAUUUUAAAAACAGGAAAAGAAAAGUAUUUCUAUGCAAUUUUACUAACCAAGUCUUUAUUUGCAAUUAAAUUCAUUUAAUGAAGAAAAAUAUAUAAAAUUUAACAUAUAUGUUAAUCUGUUUAAUCUAGUAUUAAUCUUGAUCAAUAAAAAGAUUCAUCUCUUCUGUCGUAAUAAUAUUGAGUAAUUGACUGUGAAUUAUAGCUCUUGAUG